Messenger RNA from Penicillium antarcticum, 1143 nucleotides. RefSeq names its product putative SIR2 family histone deacetylase. Lineage: Eukaryota; Fungi; Ascomycota; Eurotiomycetes; Eurotiales; Aspergillaceae. The record is from RefSeq and is a predicted model, not a curated record. Bases 1 to 1143 code for a protein of 380 amino acids. Gene Ontology annotation, molecular function: NAD+ binding. The transcript has a single exon.
AUGACGACGCCUGCGAUUCGAAUCCCUUUUACGGGCCCGCUACCCCCAGCAAUUAUAGUGCCGCAGUCUGCACGUACAUUGACAGGUGCCAUUGAUGCAGUCGGUCGUUUCUUCACGGCGCCACCGUCCCUCCAUCUCCGUGGCGUCGAUGUGGGAAGACAUUCUCAAACGGUCCUACUGACCGGCGCAGGCAUUUCUGUCGCAUCUGGUCUGUCAGACUAUCGAGGUGACCAGGGCACUUACCGACGAAACAAAUCCUAUCGACCGAUUUACUUCCACGAGUUCAUCUCACGUCAUGAGUCGCGUAAGCGUUAUUGGGCUCGCAGCUUCGUCGGGUGGCCCGGACUAGUGAAAGCUAAGCCAAACUCAACUCACUGGGCUAUCAAAGGUCUCAGUGACAAGGGAUACAUUAGUUCUGUCGUGACGCAGAAUGUCGACUCGUUCCAUUCCCUCGCGCACCCGGAACUCGAUACCCUCGAACUACACGGAUACCUACGAUCGGUCGUCUGCACGAGCUGUCGGAGUCAGCUUCCCCGUGCUGAUUUUCAGGCGUCGUUGGAGAGAUUGAACCCAGCGUGGGCGGAGUUCCUUGCGCAAAUGGUCGAGAUGGGCGCACUCGAUACCGAGAACCCGGAAGAGCAGCGGCGGAAAGGCUUGAAGCUCAAUCCGGAUGGUGACGUUGAUCUUGCAAAGGCGCCAUAUUCUACCUUCCGGUAUCCCUCGUGUCCAACCUGUUUGGAGAACCCUCCUAUGCAGAAAGACGGUACCAAGGGACAUGUAGAGGUGGAGAGCGAUGGUGCGUGGUUACCGAAUUCAACUGCUGGCAUUUUGAAACCUGCAGUGAUCAUGUUCGGUGAAAACAUCGACCCAUUGGUCAAGACAGCGGCUGAAGAAGCGAUCGACGAUGCUGGGCGGCUACUCAUACUGGGCAGCAGCCUGGCAACCUACUCAGCGUGGCGCUUGGUGGAACGAGCCCACAAACGAGGCAUGCCAAUUGGCAUUGUCAAUGUCGGUGGAGUGAGGAAUGAAACCAUGCUCUUUGGCGACAUCGAGGAUGAGCCCAGUGCCCAUGUGCGAUGCAGCCAUCCGUCGCAGAAUAUCCUACCGACCGUUGUAUCACAACUCCCUGUGAAUGAACUAUAA